AUGCUGGCUGCCAAUACCAAUAUGUUGCAUCCCAGAAAAAUUGUGCUAGCAACAAAUAUUGCUGAGAGCAGCAUCACCAUAGAUGAUGUUGUGUAUGUCGUAGACUGCGGUAAAGCAAAGGAAACCAGCUAUGACGCUCUAAACAAGCUUGCCUGCUUGUUGCCAUCAUGGAUUUCAAAGGCUUCUGCACGUCAGAGACGUGGACGUGCUGGUCGAGUACAACCUGGAGUUUGUUAUAGACUGUAUCCAAAACUGAUCCACGAUGCUAUGCCAGAGUAUCAGUUACCUGAAAUCCUCCGAACACCUUUGCAAGAAUUGUGCCUGCACAUUAAAAGCUUGCAGCUGGGAACUGUGGCAUCAUUUUUAGGAAAGGCACUUCAGCCGCCGGAUUCACUUGCUGUUCAAAAUGCUAUAGAACUUCUGAAGACAAUUGGGGCAUUAGAUGACAAGGAGGAGCUUACUCCAUUGGGGCGGCAUCUUUGUACUGUACCUUUGGACCCUAAUAUAGGGAAGAUGCUUCUCAUGGGCUCUAUCUUUCAGUGCCUUAGUCCUGCCUUAACUAUUGCUGCUGCUCUUGCUUACCGUAACCCAUUUGUCCUACCUAUAAACAGAAAAGAGGAAGCUGAUGCAGCAAAAAGAUAUUUUUCUGGCGAUUCUUGCAGUGAUCAUAUAGCCCUUCUUAAAGCUUUUGAAGGAUGGAAGGAGGCAAAAAGUAGGGGGGCUGAAAAGGAAUUUUGUUGGGAAAAUUUCUUAUCCCCGGUGACCUUGCGGUUGAUUGAUGAUAUGAGAACGCAAUUUCUCAACUUAUUAUCUGGCAUUGGAUUUGUUGACAAGUCGAAGGGUGUCCAUGCUUACAACCAGUACAGUCAUGAUUUGGAGAUGGUUUGUGCAAUUCUUUGUGCUGGGCUCUACCCUAAUGUUGUGCAGUGCAAAAGAAGAGGAAAGCGGACAGCAUUCUACACUAAAGAAGUUGGGAAGGUUGACAUCCAUCCCUCUUCUGUAAAUGCUGGGAUUCAUCUCUUCCCUCUACCUUACUUGGUAUAUAGUGAAAAAGUUAAAACAUCCAGCAUCUAUAUUCGAGACUCUACCAACAUUUCAGAUUAUGCACUACUUCUGUUUGGUGGUAAUCUCGACCCUAGCCAAAACGGUGAGGGCAUUGAGAUGCUUGGAGGUUACCUUCAUUUCUCUGCUUCCAAGAGUGUCAUUGAGUUGAUUAAGAAAUUACGAGGGCAGCUUGACAAGCUUCUGAACAGAAAAAUUGAAGAACCGGGGUUUGACAUUUCUGGUGAAGGAGAAGUAGUGGUUGCUGCUGCUGUUGAAUUGCUUCACAAUCAAAACAUGCGAUAG
Messenger RNA from Vicia faba (fava bean), 1347 nucleotides. The record is from the annotation of a GenBank genome assembly. Lineage: Eukaryota; Viridiplantae; Streptophyta; Magnoliopsida; Fabales; Fabaceae.